This is a messenger RNA of Closterium sp. Yama58-4, 2019 nucleotides long. The record is from the annotation of a GenBank genome assembly. Lineage: Eukaryota; Viridiplantae; Streptophyta; Zygnematophyceae; Desmidiales; Closteriaceae.
AUGGCGGCCCAAACGUCCUUAGCGGAUCUCACGGCGGACUGCUUCGCGCACUGCUGCCGAUGGCUCUCUCCGCGGGACCUCGUAAACCUCUCCUUUUGCUGUUCGUCACUUCGCCAGCUGUCGAAUAGCGAUGCAGCGUGGGCAUGCCACGUGGCACAUCAGUGGACGCCAUCCCGCCAGGCCGCGUCCUGCUCGGGAUUCCGCCAGGCCUUCAUAGAGCGCCACGUGGCAGCACAGAAGCUGCAGAUCGCCGACCCUGCCACGUGUGCAUGGCUCCUCAUCAGGAAGGGCGCAGCUGUCAGCGCCUCAGCUGGCAGCAGGGCUCACGGCUCACAAGGGGUGCAUCACAUCACAGCGCUACUCCCAGUGGACCUCUCGCCCUUCCCUGCUGCCCUCCUUCAUGACUCCUGCCCCACCCACCCAACCACCUCACCUCCCUUGCGCGCAGGGCUCCAACGUUCUCCUGUGGAGGGCUCCAAGCACAGCACCGGCAGUAAGGGUGAAGCUAUCAGCCCCCCGGCUGUCAGCAGUGCUCACGGCGCACAAGGGGCGCAUCACCACACUUCUCCCUCUGGACCUCUCGCCCUUCCCUUCCCUUGUGUGAAGGGCUCCAACAUUCUCCUGUGGCAGGCAGCAGCAGCAGCAGCAGCAGCAGCAGCAGCAGUAGGAAGGGUGCGGCUAUCAGGGCCUGGCCUAUCAGCGGUGCGCACUCCCACUGGACCUCUCGCCCUUCCCUUCCCUUGUGUGCAGGGCUCCAACAUUCUUCUGUGGAGGGCUCAAAGCACAGCAGCAGUAGGAAGAGAGCAGCUAUCAGCAGUGUUCCCGGCGCACAAGGGACGCAUCACAGCGCUGCUCCCGGUGGACCUCUCGCCCUUCCCUGCGGCUGCCCGCCUCGUCCCGCCCCUCCCGUCCCACACCUUCCUCCUCUCCACCAGCCUGGACCGCACUCUACGCCUCUGGGGCAAGGCACCUCACAUCCUUGCUCCUUCCCAUUGCUCCUGCUUCUCUUCCGCACUUUCCCCUCCCACCCAGGCCACCUGUCUGCGCACCUUCUCAGGGCACACAGGCCCCAUCCUCUGCCUCUCAGACCGCAUCAUAGGCAUCUCACAUCCUUGCUCCUUCCCAUUGCUCCUGCUUCUCUUCCGCACUUUCCCCUCCCACUCAGACCACCUGUCUGCGCACCUUCUCAGGGCACACAGGUCCCAUCCUCUGCCUCUCAGACCGCAUCAUCGGCACCUCCCACCCGUGCACGGGGAGCAACAGCGAUGCUUCGAGCACAACCCUCCCUUCCUCCUGGCCAGUGUUGCCCGAGACGCCAAAGUAUGGCUGUUCCUUCACUCACUCUUCUCACACUCUCCUCUCAACCUCACCACCUCCCCAUCCCCGUCGCCCUCCCCUUCACCUCUCGUCCUCCCUCUCAUGCCAGGCACAACCCCUUCCUCCUGGCCAGUGUUGCUCGAGACGCAAAGGCUGUGGCGCUUGGGGCAGGUGCGGGAGGAAGGGGCAGCGGAAGGAAUAGACACUGCAGGAGCAGCCGGGGCAGGAGGGCAGUUCUCAGCAGCAGGCAUGCGAGAAUCUAAAGUGCUUUCAAAUUGCUGCCAGUCAGGACAGGUUGAGUUCAAGCUUCUCGCCUGCUCGAAAGCGCAUAACAGUACAGUGGAUUUACUGUACGUUGACGGUUAUAAAUGCAUCAGUGGGAGCCGAGGGGACGGAGUGUUGUGUGUGUGGGAUGUGGAGACUGGGGAGGAGAUUCGCACAUUGGACGCUACUGCUCUUCCCCCUUGGAUGGUGGAUACUACAGAUGAUGCAAGUGAGCAGGGUGAUCAUGGUGGCGGUGGUGCUGGUGGUGAUGCUGGUGGUGGUGGUAACCUUACAAAUGCUGGUAACCACAGGGAUCUAACAACAGGCGGUGAUAUCGUUGAUGCUGCGACUGCUGGCGAAACUAGGGGCAAUGCUUCGACCGAGACUGAGGGCUCUGACUGGGAGGAGGAUGCAACAGCAGGUGAUAGAGGAGGUUGA